Molecule: messenger RNA, 1524 nt
Organism: Nanorana parkeri
Lineage: Eukaryota; Metazoa; Chordata; Amphibia; Anura; Dicroglossidae
Product: claudin-8-like
Exons: 1
Coding region: 155-883 (242 amino acids)
Biological process (GO): bicellular tight junction assembly; cell adhesion
Cellular component (GO): plasma membrane; bicellular tight junction
Molecular function (GO): structural molecule activity
Source: RefSeq, a predicted model, not a curated record
GGCAACCAGCGCAGAACUCCAGAACUCCUCCUUCAAAGAAGCAAACCUCUGAUUGUCACAAAGACUUGCUGAAGAGGAAUUUGCAGGAAUCAUUCUGAAGCCUCAUCAUUGCAUUUAAAAGCAUUCUUCAAACCCAGAAAACAUCUGCAGAACCAUGGCACUUUUCAUUGUCCAGCUCAUUGGACUCAUUCUGGGUCUUAUUGGCACAAUUCUGACCAUCAUUGUGACAGCGAUGACCCAGUGGAGGGUAUCCUACAUGGUCGAAGGAAACGCUGUCAACUGUGAUAAGCGUAUAGAUGGGCAAUGGUUGAGCCGUUGGGAUGGUCUGUGGUUAACCUGCAUAACCAAGAAUCAAAACUCUAUGGAGUGCAAACAGUAUGAGUCUUUGGUGAUUAUCACCACUGACUUAAAAGCCGGAAGAGUCCUGAUGUCCUUUGCUGUUGUAAUUGCCAUCAUAGCCUUCAUUAUAGCUAUUGUUGCCCUCAUAUGUGUCCGAUGGUGCAGAAGAGCACGUGAUGGCAGAUACUGUCUACUUCUAACUGCUGGUGUUGGCUUCAUUCUGGCUGGCAUACUUGUCCUAAUUCCAAUCGUUUGGACCACCAGCAACAUCAUCCGAGAAAUAAACAACCCUGUCUGCAAAACAAUGCAAAGGCUUGAAAUAGGGGAAGCUAUUUUUCUGGGCUGGCCCACCAUGCUUUUCCUUCUGAUUGCCGGAGCUAUACUUUGCUGGUACCGCCCUUGCGACGAGGAGGAGGAUGACGACAGAUGCAAAAACAAUGUGUACUCCUCUCAAACAUCUCUGCCAAGACCAGUCUAUGUUCAAUGCCAAACGCAAGAGAAAACCCCUAGCCAAAUCCAGUAUUCCAGAAGCCAGUACAUCUGAUGAUUAACUGAUGAAAUUUAUGUACCUUAAAAUGAAAAUAAGCAAGAAGAUGAUUACAGGCUGCAACAGACAGGAUGCACUACCCUGAACCACUAAAAUCUUGCGUUUUUUCCCACCAGCCCUGCACUAAGGAGCUUCUUCAGGGUCGAACUGGGCUUGGGUGAGACUUUGCUCUCAUGUUUCCACUUUGGACUUUUAUAAUGCAUUUUAUGCACAUGCCGUAAUGAUCAAACUAGUUUUAAAGUAAAUAUUUAAACUAACUUAAAUUUAAAAUGCACUUUUAGACAUUGUAAGAGUAGAUAUUAUUAUGGGGAUCUGCUUUAUGAGCUUCAUGCAGUGUACUUGCAAAAAUGCAUUAUUAUGGAUUAACAGUACAUUGAAAAUAUAUGUAUAUCCCCUUUUUUUUGCAAUGCCCUGGUUGAAAAAGAAUAAUACAUCGACAUAGUUCAUUAUCAUACAUGAUUUAGAGAGGUUGUAUUUAAUAUCUGCCUGCCACAUGGUCUUUGGAACUUGAAAACUGACAUGUAUGCUUAGACACUCAGUGCUGUCAGAAUGAUUUAGCUACUUCAGCCACAAUCUCUUUAUAGAAGGCUGAAAGGGCAUCUGACCCUGUAUUUGUACAUUGCUGGUAUAAUUGGUAU